AUGGAUCAGCAAAAUCAAAAUAACACUCCAGAUGGUUCUGGUGAUGUGCCUUUGAAGCGCAAACAUGGUCGUCCAAGGAAGUACCCACGACCAGAUUCAGAAGACGGUUCCUAUAUUUCACAUAGUUACAGGCAAAAGCUGAAUUCUGUCAGCGGUGAGCCAGCGGUAGUACAUCCUGGAUAUCAAGGGGCUAAUGGAAAUCAACACUUUCAAAGGAAUCAAGAAAAUGAUGCCAUGAUUGGCCAGGCAGUUUCCGGUGUAAUUGAGGCAGUAUUUGAUGCUGGAUAUCUGCUCAGUGUAAGAGUUGGUGAUUCUGAUACUACUUUGAGGGGAUUAGUCUUCAAGCCUGGACGAUACGUUCCUAUCUCUUCUGAAAAUGAUGUUGCUCCAGGUGUUCCAAUGAUCCGAAGAGAUGAGGUUCCCAUUCCUUCUGGAACUGCUCAGUUUCAGAAUCCUCUCCCAAAGGAAAGGAAUGAACAGCAUGCAAACAUUAAUAGAAAUGAAAUUCAUGCAAUGAAUGGGUCACCGUCACUCCCUCUUGUACCUAGACCGGCAACUGGUUCUAGUAAUUCGGUUGUCACUUUAGGAAAGAAUGUACCUACUGUGGCAGGUCAAACUACUACUCAAAUAUCCGGACGUAAUAUAAUCCCUGCUUUGCUCCAACCUGCCGAUUUUUCAAAUGGGUUGCCAGUUUCAACUCCACCGUCUCAAGUUAUGGCCCAAGUUUCUGUAGGAAGUGGAGCAAGUGUUACCAAAGAAAUUUCAGCACCUGAUGGAAAUCAAGCACUUACCUCUCAAACUAGCCAGAACAUCUUGUUGAGCAGCAUGCAGUGCGAAGCUGUUCCACACCAUCAGUCUUCUAAUCUGCCAAAUGAAGAACUGAAAUCAAUGAGUGUUCCUAACGCACCCUUUGAGCAGUUGGUCACUGAGGUUGUCAAGAGGAUCGAAGCUCCAUCAGAUGCCAUGGAUAUUGACACUGACAACAGUAAGUCAGAUGACAAGACGCAACUGAAGGAACCAAGCUGUAGACAAGAAGAAAAAGACAAUGACAUGAAUCAACCCGUUUUAAUUAAGCCUCUAGAAGAUGUACAAUCUCAUCCUCAGAAAAAUUCUGCAUCUGCUCCCCAACCUUCUGACUUUACCAAGACUGGCAAAAUGACCGAGUUAUUGCAGAUGUUGCAGGAGAACAAACCGGAGAAUCAGGCAUCCAAGCUGCAGAGCUAUACCAAUUGGAUGAUGUAAGUAAUUUGGGAACCGGACUAGGAGAUGGAACAACUGUUCAAUCAACAAAACCUUUAAUUUAAUCAGUUAUUUGUAGCUAAUGUGCCAGCCGGGUUAUCUAUCAUAAAUUAGGCAAAAUUUUCUGGCAUAUUUGAAAUAUAUAGGUCUAGGUAUCUCAAGGGUCUUGAAU
This is a messenger RNA of Arachis stenosperma, 1411 nucleotides long. Its product is annotated as protein METABOLIC NETWORK MODULATOR 1-like. The transcript is spliced from 2 exons. Bases 1 to 1242 code for a protein of 413 amino acids. NCBI's taxonomy places the organism in Eukaryota, Viridiplantae, Streptophyta, Magnoliopsida, Fabales, Fabaceae. The record is from RefSeq and is a predicted model, not a curated record.